GUUGUUCCUCAAGAGAUCCAACAGACAUAGGAAUUCCUUCGUUUUUUUUUUCUUACCUACGGGGCCCAAGGUCCUUUCUAAAUUUUUGACGCGUCAAACUCUUAGCCUUUCUUCAUUCGCUUAAUAUAAUUUCCCGCUAGGCCGCACUUUAUAACGUCUUCCUCUCAUUUCAAAUACGUUGUUCGUUUUUCUUCACAAGGAUUCAAAGGCAUUUUUCUGAGGUUAUAUUUCAAUUUUGUGAAGAAGGUAUGGCAGAUCAGAGAUUGAAUCGAAUUGCUAUCGUCAAUGCAGAUCGAUGCAAGCCGAAAGAGUGUCGGCAAGAGUGUAAAAAGAGCUGCCCUGUUGUUAGAACUGGUAAACUUUGUAUCGAGGUUUCCCCUGCCUCAAAGAUUGCUUAUAUUUCAGAAGAGUUAUGCAUUGGAUGUGGUAUUUGCGUUAAGAAAUGCCCAUUUGAUGCCAUCCAGAUAAUCAAUUUGCCCAAAGAUUUGGACAAAGAUACAACUCAUCGAUACGGCCCAAACACAUUCAAGUUGCAUAGGUUGCCGGUUCCAAGGCCAGGGCAAGUCCUUGGGCUGGUUGGGACAAAUGGUAUUGGGAAAUCAACUGCUCUUAAAGUGCUGGCUGGGAGAUUGAAACCUAAUUUGGGACGCUUUAGGAAUCCUCCUGAUUGGGAGGAGAUAUUGACAUAUUUCAGGGGGUCAGAGCUUCAAGAUUAUUUUAUUCGUCUUUUAGAAGACAAUCUAAAGCCUGCCAUCAAGCCUCAGUAUGUUGAUCACAUACCAAAGGCAGCACGGGGGACUGUCCGUGAGGUUCUUGCUCAGAAAGAUGAGAGGGGAAUGAUGACUGAAAUUUGUUGUGACCUAGAGUUGAAUGAGGUUAUGGAUCAUGACAUUGGUGACUUAUCUGGUGGAGAAUUGCAGCGGUUUGCUAUUGCUGUUGUUGCAGUUCAGAAUGCUGACAUAUAUAUGUUUGACGAGCCAUCCAGUUAUCUUGACGUAAAGCAAAGGAUAAAAGCUGCGCAAGUGAUUCGAUCUUUGCUCAGGCCCAACAGCUAUGUAAUCGUAGUGGAACAUGACCUUAGUGUUCUGGAUUACUUAUCGGACUUCAUUUGCUGCCUUUAUGGAAAGCCUGGAGUUUAUGGAGUUGUAACACUUCCAUUUUCUGUUAGAGAAGGAAUUAAUAUCUUUUUAGCUGGGUUUGUUCCGACUGAGAACCUUCGGUUCAGGGAUAACCACCUGACAUUCAAGAUUGCGAGCAAUCAUCAAGAAAAUGCAGAGGAGAUGAAGUCCUAUGCCCGACAUAGAUACCCAACAAUGAGUAAAACUCAGGGUAAAUUCAAGCUUACAGUAAUUGAGGGUGAAUUUACUGAUUCUCAGAUUAUUGUAAUGUUAGGGGAGAAUGGGACUGGGAAGACAACGUUUAUCCGCAUGCUGGCUGGUCACUUGAGAGCCGAUGAAGUGGAUGGAGGUUUGGGUGUGGAAGUACCUGAAUUCAAUGUCUCUUACAAGCCCCAGAAGAUUAGUCCCAAAUACCCUUCAAAAGUCAGACAUCUACUGCAUCAAAAGAUUCAGGAUUCCUAUAUGCAUCCUCAGUUCAUGACUGAUGUCAUGAAACCCCUUCAAAUUGAGCAAUUAAUGAAUCAAGAAGUUGUAAAUCUAUCUGGUGGAGAGUUGCAGAGGGUGGCAUUGUGCCUAUGCCUUGGCAAGCCUGCUGACAUCUAUCUGAUUGAUGAGCCAAGUGCUUAUCUGGAUUCAGAGCAGCGUAUUGUGGCCUCAAAGGUUAUCAAGAGUUUUAUUCUUCAUUCCAAGAAAACUGCUUUUGUUGUGGAGCACGAUUUCAUAAUGGCGACUUACCUGGCCGACAAAGUAAUUGUAUAUGCGGGGAAACCAUCUGUAGAAUGCACUGCUAAUGCUCCUGAAGAAUUGUUGACAGGAAUGAACCGAUUCCUAUCACAUCUGGAUGUUACAUUGAGGCGAGAUACAACCAGCUAUAGGCCUCGAAUCAACAAAUUGGACUCCACAAAGGACAGGGAACAGAAAGCAGCUGGGACCUAUUACUAUAAUUAACAAAGUUUAUGCACAGGCUGUUCCGGUGUUACUGCUGGCUGUCAAGGUUGUCAUGUUCAUCCGAACUACUUCAAGCAUUUUCUACUCCAUAGAGAGGUGUCACCUUUGGCUGGAUGUUCUGAUAAUACCCUACAUGGAAUGCCAUGAUUGCAGAUGCAUGCAUAUUAACCGUACUGCUUGAUAGAGAAAUGGAUAGGAAUCUGGAACAAGGAUGGGCAUUUUGAUGAGGAUGUUCAGGAUUAUGAACCCGAGCAAGGGUGUUUUGGAUCUUUUUUAACAAACUGUGUAAGAAGGUUCUUGGGCGAAACAGGCUUAUUGAAUUAGCCACUGUUGAUGAGCUGGUUGAUUUGACCACCUCGUUGAUUUUUUGAGGUCAUUGCUGUGCCAUCGUUCGUAACUGGUCUCUAGCAGUGUGGUUGGUUUAGAGCCAUAUUAAUUUUGAAAAUUGCUAGUGAUGUUUAACUUUGCUUUCGGAACUCACCAUCUUUGGUUUGAGGAAGUAAAAGAUUUUCAAUUUUGGCUGGACUUGUAGUCUAAGGUCUUCAGGCAUUGAAGUGCUGUCGAUUAUUUGCCAAAAAAAAAGGAACUGCUGCUGAUUAUCAACCUUGAGCUUUGAUGAAUAAUGGUUGUCGAAUUCUCUUUCUUGGUGAUAUCAGGAUAUUUCUGCUUAAAUAAUUUGGAGCAUAAGCUCUUUUCUCUUUU
Molecule: messenger RNA, 2768 nt
Organism: Amborella trichopoda
Lineage: Eukaryota; Viridiplantae; Streptophyta; Magnoliopsida; Amborellales; Amborellaceae
Product: ABC transporter E family member 2
Molecular function (GO): ATP hydrolysis activity; ATP binding
Source: RefSeq, a predicted model, not a curated record